CUUUAUUUGCAUUGUUUUAUGUGAACCAAUUAUGAUGAGGCCGAGUAUCGUAAAAGCUCUAGAAGUUACAGUGGCAGAUCGGUUGUUUUGGGUAUACAACACAGUUUUUCAUGUGGCUGUAGCAUUAACAUCAGGAUUUAUGUUUUACAUUUUUCUCAAGUAUCAUAGCAAUUAUGCUUUAACUCGAUUUCUUCAUGUCUUUUUAUGUACUCUCGCCUACAUUCCAUUAAUGGUAGAAGCAUUACUACUUUUCUCCGAAUACAAUGUCUGGUCUUUAAGAUUGGAUCGUGCUAGGAAAUCAUGGAUUCAUGGAACAUUAUUAGGAAGUAGUUUUAUUAUUGCAACUAUUGGAAUAAGCAUAAAAAUAAAUUCGAAAAGUGAACGCAGUGAAGAGCAUUUUGUCAGCAAUCAUGCUAUAUUGGGUUUAGCUUCAUGGAUUGUUUGUUUUAUAUCAGUGGUAGGAGGAGUUCUGUCUUUAUAUUCUUCAAAGCUUAGGAACUUGAUCAGACCAGUCAUACUAAAACUCACCCACACUUUUUUGGGCUUGACGGCGUUUACACUCGGAAUGGCAAGUUUGAUUCUGGGAUUGGAUUUACCAGCAUUUAAUAAUUUCACGACACGAAACGAGAAGAUUGUUAUAACAGUAUUAUUGUCGAUUAUUACCAUUAUGUGUGGAACGAGAGUGAUUCGUUCGGCUGUAAAUCAGUUUAAAGCGAUAUUAACAUAACAAUUUUAAAAGUUUUGUGUAUUUAAAUAAUUCCUAAAAAUCUGGUAAAGAGAUAAACUGUUUUGUUUUGAUAUAAGAAUCAGCAGAUUAUUGAUUGAGAAAACGAAGGAGUGUUAUAGUGUAGGAAUAAAUCUAGUAGCUUCUAGAUUUUCCUUUUAUAAAUUGGACACUAGAACCUCAGGAUGAAAGUUUUAAAUAAAUUUAUUAGUUACAUACAUAGCUUUAAUACAUUUUUCUAAUUAUAUAUUUAACAAUUCGUUGAUUGAUUUUAGUGCAAAUACGAGGGUCAUUCAAUAAGUAAAGAGACAAAUUCUAUAAUUUUAAAACUAUUCAAUGAAUGUGUACAAUCUUUUCAGGGGUGUUAGUUGGCAACCUUGGGAUAUGCUCUGAUCAGCUGUUUCGUCAUUUUAUGUUAACAUAACCUCAAUAUUUUCAAUUCACCAUGGCAAGUCCACUAGAAGAUUGCACCUUCGAAGAGCAGCGCUCAGUCAUUAUAUUUUUAGUCGCAGAAGGUGUAAAACCAAGUGAAUUUUUUUCUAGAAUGAUGAUACAGUAUGGUAUAAGUUGUAUGAACCGUGCGAAUUUUUACAAUUGGGUUGAUCGGUUUAAAAGUAGCCGAACAAGUGUAGAUGAUGAACACUGAUGUGGACGUCCAGUGGAAGUUUCUGGUCCCUCGUUGGAAUCGAGGAUUGACGGACUUAUUCAUGAUAACAAAAGAAUUACUGUUGAAAUGAUAGCUGAGGAAGUUCAAGUAAGUGUUGGAACUGUUCACAAUGUCAUUCAGAACAAUUUAAAGUACAAAAAAACGUGUUCCAGAUGGGUUCUCAGACAACUUACUGACGCUCAUAAAUAAUUGGGUUGGGAGGUCUUAUCUCAUCCUGCUUACAGUCCCGACCUCGCCCCAUCGGAUUUUUACCUGUUUGGACCACUCAAAGACGCCUUACGUAGAAAAAAUAUUGCUAACAAUGAGGAUGUUAAGGAAGCGGUGCAAAAGUGGCUUCGGGGUAAAUCGAAAUAAUUCUUCGCCAAGGGAAUUAGGAAGCUGCAAGAAAGGUGGGACAAGUGCAUAACUGUGGGGGUUGAAAAAUAGCCUUAAUUUUGAAAGAUUGAAAUAUAACGGUUUUGAGCUAUAGCCAUUUGUCUCUUUACUUAUUAAAUGACCCUCGUAAUAAUGUGAUUAAGAGUCUAGGUAAAUUGUUCAAAAUUAUUCGAAAAACUAAAUUGUUUGAUAAUCAAUUAUUCUCAAAGAUUCCUCCAGCUAAAACAGCAAGUACGUACAAACCUUUGUUCUAAACCUGCACCAAUUACAGUUUUGAUAAAAGUCACACUAAGAUAAUGUUUCGUUCAUUUUUAACAGUACCUCUAUAGAAAAAUCCAACCAUUCAGCUGGAAAAAUAAUUCAUUCGACACUGACGCAGGAAUUGCUCUGCUCAUAAAGGUGUUAAAUGUACCGGUAUUUAUUGCUGUUAAAUUUAUAGAAUAUACAUGACACAUAUAUACUUCCAGAACAAUACCGACCUGACGAAGAACUUUUUUAUUUUUUCACAUUAUGAGAAAUUGUUUCGAUACUGGCAGGUUUAGCUAAAGGUUUAGCUAAAUAUAAUGCUGUAAAGGUUUGACACAGAUGUUUCGAAAGCCAGAUUUCAUCUUUAUCUGUAACUUGUGGAGGGUGUUUUUUUUUUUAUUGAGAGUGGUAACAAAAUCUUCAAAAGAUAUUAGACGUCUGAGACGUCUAAUAGUGCCGUAUUUCUACCGACUACAAAACUUCUACGCUUUUUCGCAGGAAUGUCACCUCGGAAUCACCAGUCGACAUAACUUCGAAGAAACGUGAUGAAAAGAUGGUCGCAGGUACUUCUCAACAAGUUGUUAGGGUAUGCUCAUAUAUUUCUUCUUCUAAAAACUCUCUCCUUUUGUCCCAGUAUCUUUUUCAUCAUGUUACCUAUCUAUUGCCAUUGUUCUAUGUUACUGGUCAUGACGUCUAAAAUGUAUUUUUUAGAGAGCCUAAUUCCAAUACGUUCUUCUAGGUCUAGCCUGAUCUCUUUCCAUUCUCCGCAUUGAAACAGGGUAUGCUCUACUGUAUCCACAUUCGGAUAGUACAUGCAUUCGUUUUGCUUAUUUACACUUAAUCUAUUCAGGUAUUCCAUAAACCAGCCGUGGCCAGUUAAACAUUGAGUAACAUGAAAUGUGACAUUUCCUAGUUUCUGUUUAUUCCAUUUUUCAAUAUUAGGUAUGAAUGUGUACGUCCAACUUCUUUUUUCGCAUGUUUCUCAUUUUUUCUGCCACGUUUCUAAAGUUUUUAUUCUAGCUUCUUUCUUUUCAGCUAUGCUCUUACCUUGAACUUCACAUCUUUCUUUAAUCAGCAAGUUUAUGGGUAUAAUUUCGAAGAUAACGAGGCUGCUUUCCAUAGAUGUUGUUUUAUACUCUCUGCAGAUUCUGAUCGCCCUUGGUCUUUGUAAUUGUGCUAGCUUUUUUCGGUUCAUUUUUCUAUGCAAAGCAUUUUUCCAAAUCUCUGUUCCCAAUAGUCUUCUCUUUGUUUCCGUAGCUCCCCCUUUAUUAGGCAUAAGUCUUAUUAUUGAGGCCAAAACCUUCUUUGCUUUAGCCACUGUGUUCUCCAAGUGUUUCUUAUAUGACAAGCUUCUAUCUGAUGUGACCCCCAGGUACUUUAUACUAUUUUUUGGUAUAAUAGAGAAUUCUUCAAUUGUUAACGUAAUUGGUCUACUCAGUUUUUCCUACCAAUUAAUAAUACCACUUUUGUUUUUUCCGGUGCUAGUUUGAGAUCAUUUAUCCACUCGCUGGUUUGUUACAGAAUGGGGUUAACCGAAAUUAUGAGGCCUUCUUCCGUUCUGUCUGUGACAAUGACUGCUAAAUUAUCUGCAUAUGCAAUGAGAUUAAUAGUAGGCAUUGUCUUUAUACGUAAUAUUCCAUCAUAUAGGAUAUUCCACAGUAGUGGACCCAAUACAGAUCUCUAAGGAACUCCAGCUGCUAUCAUAAACUCUUCUGCAUUAUCAUCUAUGAUUUUCCGGUCUGUAAAGUAGCUAGGCGACUAGUAUUUGUAGGUAUUUAGAUAUUUGGCGCCUUCUUAGUUAUUUGAGUAUGAUGUUCCAAGAAGCUGUAUUAAACGCAUUUGACCAGAAUUAGUAGAGCACACAGGCAUUUUGAUUUUUUUUUUUUCAUUUCCCUUUUUACAACCUCUACGACUUCCUUGACUGCAUGCACAGUAGACACGUCCUUUCUGAAUCCGUAGUGCCUUUCGCACAAAUCCCCUUUUUCCUUAAGUUCGUCAUUUAAUCUUGCUGCGAUUAUUUGUUCCAUUAAUUUCUCCAUUGAAUCAAGUUAGCAUACGGGUCGAUAAGAAGACGCUUGUUUUUCUUUCUUUCUGGGCUUUUUAAAGAGAACCAAUUUUCCAACUUUCCAUUUCGUUGGGAAAACCUUACUUUUUAUAAUUCCAUCAGCCAUCUCUCGGAAACGUUCUGGGAGUUCGUUAACAGGUAAUUGAACUAUUUUGGCAGCCGUUUGCAAUUCUUUCAUAGUCACAUCCGGGAUAUCCUCGUCCUCCUCUUGUUCAGGCAUCCACACAUUUAAUCCUUGCUUAGGAAAUAGGGUAUUGAUAAUGUCCUUUUUAAAUUUUGGUGGUAUAUCCAACGGUCUUGAUUUUAGUUUCCCCAUUACUAUUUGAUAUGCCUUUCUUCAAGGAUCUUCUUCUACUGCUUCGCAGAGUUUCUCCUUGGCGUUCUUUUUGCUUUCUAUUAUUAAGCUUUUUAGUUUCUUCCUCGCACUCAUUAAGUUGGCUUCUAUCUCCUCCAUCUCUGCUUGACUUACGAUAUGUCUGUUAACCCUUGAUUUUUGUCUUCUUAAUUUUUUGCAUAACGCUCGUUGUUCAGCAAUUUCCCCUGUCCACCAGUAUUUUGCUGUUCUUUUUGAGUUCUACUUUUUCUUAGGCAUUGAUCCAUCAUAACCUUUUUUUAAUUUUCCUAUGAUGUUGGUUGAGCUAAAAUAUUUUCCUGGUUCAAAAUGUUUUUCUAAUAAACGUUUAAAUGUUAGAGCAUGCAACUUAUUCAAGUUCCAUCCUGGUUUGCGCGAUACAUAAUUUUUUUCGCAAUCAUUCAGAUCUACUUCAAAAUAUAUAAAUUUAUGAAGACUUGCCGAUUCUUCGUCUAUUACUUCUCAUCUUUUAAUUUCUUCUUUACCUGUUUCAGAGCUUAACGUAAUAUCAAUUAUCGACAUAUGCAUACUCUUUAUAAAUGUAGGUUUAUCGCCUCUAUUCUGCACUACAAAUCGGUUUUUGGCUAUUCAUUCGGUAAAAUUAUACCCUCUGAUAUCUUCUCCAUUUGAGCCCCAUUCUUGAGAUUUGGAAUUAAAAUCGGCUGCGACUAAUAUUUUCCUUUUUGUUUUUCUUAUGUUAUUUUCUAUUUUCUGUAGAUGACUUUCAUAUUCCUGGAUGCUGCAAUUCGGAAAGGUAUAAUACGAAACUAUUCUAUUUGCAUCCAUAUUGAGCCAACAAUAGCCCUUUAUUCUUUUCAUUCUUCCUGUUCUUAAUUUUGGGUUUAGAAUUUUUAUUGAUGUAUCGAAAUUCUUAUCCGUAACCCAUGCACCUUCUUUUUGCAAUAAUUUUUUGUUUGGUUCGCUCAUUAUUAUGAGAUCGCAGUUCAGUUUGGUAGCCAGCAUAUCUAUCAAAUCGUGUGAGGUACGACUUCUGCCAAGGUUUAUUUGUAAUAUUUUUAAUAAUUUUCCAUUCUUUGUAUUACUAUUACCUUUAUGACUGCGAGUGGUCCGAGGCCGACUCGCGCUAAUAGGAUUUUGAUCACUUAUUGUUAGCAGGAGUCGUUGUGGGGUCUAUGAUCUUCUAGUUCCCGUAAAGUAUUAUCUGCCUCUUGCGUCAUAUGUAUAAAGGUGGCCAUAUCUUUUGUCAUUUCUUCAGAUUGUAGGCCUCUUCCAUUUUUUCUGUUUAAUUUCGAUCUAUUGGUGUAAUUGUGCUUUGCUUGGAUUCAUCAGUAUAUUCACUUUUCUGAUCUUCAUUAUCUACUUGCUUAGCGAUAUUUUGUCUUUCGGUCCUUUUCGCUUGGUUUAGUGCUUUUCUAAAUGCUUUACAUUUCCUCAUACCUGCUUAAUGUCCGGCUACUGCAUACAGUGGACGAGACGCCUCAUCAUUGCAGUCUUUUGCAUGAUGAUCUGCUUUACCAUAUCCAAAACAAAUUCUGAAUCUAUCGGGUCCGUUGCGGUCGUUAGUACUGUGUUCGUGUGACCAGCACUUGUAGCAUUUGAGUAUUUUCAAUUUAUUUUCCACUUUACAUUUGACCAUCAUAAUUCUGAUAGACUUGUCUUUUAAUUAAAUUUAUGCAUCUUCUUUUUUUAUUACAACCGUAGCCGCCAUCAUGUUGUUCGGUAGGAGUCUUAGUUUACUGAUUACAUUCUCUUCAUCCCAUUUGCCAAGAUAUUCUGUCAUUGCCUUUCUUUAUGUCUUUUGUGUGGCUUCCAUGUCUAAUUCCUUAAUAUGCAAAACUUCACGGAGAGUGGAUUACCCCACGGCAAUUAGGCAUCACUAAGCCCAUUGUGUAUCCUCCUAAGAUAGGCACCUCCCAGCUCGUGGAGCCAGCCUACAGAUUUGAUGUAAUUUACAACGUCGCCAAGAGAUGCUUUUCUUAUAUCGGCAGGUGUUAGCUAAUUCUCGCCGUACUCAAAUCUUCUAAUAAAUGAGAGCGUUGGAUAAUUAUAGAGGAUAUGCUCGAUAGUCUCAUCUUCUUGAUCGCUAUGGAGAUGCUUCAGUAGGUACUUGGCAAUAACCAGUUAGAAUGCCUCUGGUCAGGCGCAGAUUGUCUAGUCAUAGUCAAGUUUUUCGUCGCUUUAGAAGUAGCUUAGGAUAGUUCAAACCAUCACAGAUUUGAUGCAGAAGUAGCCUAUGUUUUAUCAAUAUUCCUUGGGGACAACAGUCAACUGAAAAAGUAUCCUAUCUCAAAAUUAAAUUUGAAAUUAAAUGCAGAACUAUCCUAUCUUAAAUCAUAAACAACUCAAGGGAAAUUUUAAUCAGAGGUUUGUUCUGCAAAAAUAACUACUACAGAGCAGACCUAAGUCUACUGUGCAGGUCUAAAAUAGGAGUAUUCGAUAUCCAGCUUAGUGUCGAGUUAGGUUAGUUUUGUUUACAAAUAAUAGUAGAAAAUUACCGCGACUUGAAAAUAAACUUGUUCUGACUUAAAGAAUGUACAGUUAGGAAAAACUAUCAAUUUGGUAAAGAAAGAUUGACAGACAAAA
Molecule: messenger RNA, 6973 nt
Organism: Psylliodes chrysocephalus
Lineage: Eukaryota; Metazoa; Arthropoda; Insecta; Coleoptera; Chrysomelidae
Source: the annotation of a GenBank genome assembly